CUUAAAAAGAGCUAACUUCAUAGUUCAUAAUAUGUAAACAAUAAAAUCGUAAAUGUUUAGCUUUGAGUUUUAAAUUGCGGAUAUGUAUCUAAAAUGUUAAGUGUUGCUAAUAACAGAUAAAAUAAGGUAUCUUAAAAUAAAAUAAAAAAUACUGGUUAAAUGCUUUGAAUUACCUGGUUAUUACAUUUAUGAAAAAGAUGCCCGUGGAAUUAAAUAGCCUAACAGAAGGGUGGUUAGAACUGGAGAGUGAUCCAGGCUUGUUUACUUUACUAUUAGAAGAUUUUGGAGUCAAAGGAGUUCAAGUAGAAGAGAUAUACGAUUUACAUAAGCCGCUGGAGAGUCCAGUUUACGGGUUUAUCUUUCUGUUCCGUUGGAUAGAAGAGAGACGAUCUCGCCGCAAGUUUGUUGAGCAAAUUGAGAGCUUUGUACGAGAUGAAGAAACUAUCAAUAACAUCUUCUUUGCUCAGCAAAUGGUUCCAAACAGUUGCGCCACACAUGCACUUUUAUCCAUAUUGCUAAAUUGUCCUAAUCUUCAUUUAGGGGAAACACUUAGCAGGUUAAAGCAUCACACACUUGGUAUGAAUCCAGAAAAUAAAGGGUGGGCGAUUGGGAAUACACCAGAAUUGGCUUGUGCUCACAAUUCACAUGCUAUACCACAAGCUCGCAAAAAGACAGAAAAAAAUGCUGGUGUUUCCACAGGCCGCUUUACUGGUGAAGCAUACCAUUUUGUAAGUUUUGUGCCAAUCAAUGGGUCACUAUUUGAGUUAGAUGGAUUAAAGCCAUAUCCCACUGACCAUGGUCCUUGGGCCUCAGAUGAUGAUUGGACAGAAAAGUUUAGAAGGAUGAUAUCUGAAAGAUUGGGAAGAGAUGCUGGGGAACAGAUGCAUGACAUCAGAUUUAAUCUCAUGGCUGUUGUACCAGACAGAAGAAUUGAAAUUACACAAAGGUUAAGUGCUUUAGAAGUAAACCAGAAAAGAGUUAAAGAGGCAAUAUCAAAGAUUGGCAAACAUUUGAGACAUUUAAUUAAUAAGAACAGAGAGUUUCGCGAAGAUACAAUCUCCCAAAGCAAUCACAACGAAGCAGAUAUUGACAACUGUAUACAAAUAUCGGAAGACGCAAUCCUCAACGCUCUAGAUGCCUCGGAAGUGUCAUCACUGGACAUUGAUUUUACACAGGCCAUCACAAUAGAGAUUGGUGCCACAGACAGAGCACAAUAUGACGAUAGCCUUACUCUAGUUGAUCCUGUCGAAUCAUCUGCAGUUGUAAGAUUCGUAUGUAUAAAUGGAGAGAACGAAAUAUUAUCUGAUAUAUAUCCCACUUCCACCACCGCACUAGUGAAGAGUAACAAUUUACCGAUCGUGCUCUGCUGUGAGCUGGCGCCCGAACAACCGUACCGCAUGAGGAAGCUCCUGUUUACACACUCGGAGCUGAACUCGCUCAUGAGUGCCAUCGUCAACGAAGUGCAGUCAUGCCAGCAGGCACUCAACGACGAAAAUGAUAAAAGGAAUAUGUACAAGGUGGACGACUGUCGUCGCACUCACAACUACGACGAGUUCAUAUGCACGUUUUUGUCGAUGUUGACGGAACGCGGCGUACUCGCGGAACUCGUGGCCGCGCAGCUAGAGCGGGGACGAUCAUCGCGAGCGCGUCGCCGCCGUCCCCGCCCAAGGCCUCGCGCACGCCCCAGACCCCGACCCCGAGCGAGGAAGUAAAAUAAACUUUUUUUUUAAGUAAAACUUCUACACGCACGCUUGACUUGGGGACUAAGCUAUUGACUGCAUGACAAAAGCGCUGAGAAAGUGUGAUCGGACGACGCGAACUAAAGAUGACAGGAAGUUAUCAGUUAAUGAAGAUAGAAAGAGAUAAAGUUACGUUUCGCAUAUCUAAGACAGUGCAGGUUAAUUGUCUGUAUCAUAGAAGAAAAGAGAGAAAAUUUAUAUAUAUAUAUAUGAA
This is a messenger RNA of Pararge aegeria (speckled wood butterfly), 1953 nucleotides long. It is a transcript of the gene calypso, whose product is annotated as ubiquitin carboxyl-terminal hydrolase calypso. NCBI's taxonomy places the organism in Eukaryota, Metazoa, Arthropoda, Insecta, Lepidoptera, Nymphalidae. Gene Ontology annotation, molecular function: cysteine-type deubiquitinase activity. Gene Ontology annotation, cellular component: cytoplasm. The record is from RefSeq and is a predicted model, not a curated record. Bases 189 to 1712 code for a protein of 507 amino acids. The transcript is spliced from 8 exons. Gene Ontology annotation, biological process: protein deubiquitination; ubiquitin-dependent protein catabolic process.